AUGGCCGCGAUCGAUGUCACACUGGAGGAUAUUGUGGACGAUGGAGAUGCCCGGGACCAGCGGACACGCAGUCCUAACGACGCGCCUGAAAUGGCGGCUCUCACAAGGUGCCUCCACGAGGCGCUGGAUGUGAACGACGAACGGGUGGAUGCUGUGCGCCAGUUUGAAGAAGUUCUCGGCGUGCACUCCGUUGUUGCGGCAUGGGACUUGUUCCGAGACGUGGAACGUUUUGUGUCUCUGUUUGAUUGCAUGGGUGAACUCCGUAUCCGGAAUACCAGGGGCAACUUCAUGGGCCAUGCCCCGCCCAACGGAGAGCUCUGUCGGGACUGCCAGAUAAGUAGGCGGUACUACCGUCGCAUCCAUGUUCGGUCUGCUGGCUGGCAGUCCAAGGAGCACCAAAGUGCCCUUGCUUCAUGGAGCAAUUGUUGUCCCAGCCAGAACGCAUUCGAGAAUCGUUCCAAUUGCACAUUUUAA
Molecule: messenger RNA, 474 nt
Organism: Volvox carteri f. nagariensis
Lineage: Eukaryota; Viridiplantae; Chlorophyta; Chlorophyceae; Chlamydomonadales; Volvocaceae
Exons: 3
Coding region: 1-474 (157 amino acids)
Source: RefSeq, a predicted model, not a curated record